Xenopus tropicalis (tropical clawed frog) is the source of this 5199-nucleotide messenger RNA. RefSeq names its product RAB8B, member RAS oncogene family (gene rab8b). Gene Ontology annotation, molecular function: GTP binding; G protein activity; GTPase activity. Gene Ontology annotation, cellular component: cytoplasmic vesicle membrane; cytoplasm; endosome membrane. Lineage: Eukaryota; Metazoa; Chordata; Amphibia; Anura; Pipidae. The record is from RefSeq and is marked validated.
CCCGUAUGUUCCUAUUUGUCAGUACGUACCCCGCGGGCCGGUGAAGGAUUUAGUGCCCAGGGAGGAGGACUAAAGAUGGCGAAGACUUACGACUACCUGUUCAAAUUGCUGCUGAUAGGGGAUAGCGGGGUGGGGAAGACCUGUUUGCUCUUCAGGUUCAGCGAAGACGCCUUUAACACCACAUUUAUUUCCACCAUAGGCAUUGACUUCAAGAUCCGAACUAUAGAAUUAGAUGGCAAGAAGAUAAAGCUUCAGAUUUGGGAUACAGCAGGACAGGAAAGAUUCCGUACAAUCACUACAGCAUAUUACAGAGGGGCAAUGGGCAUUAUGCUGGUUUAUGAUAUCACCAAUGAAAAAUCAUUUGACAACAUAAAAAAUUGGAUAAGAAACAUUGAAGAACACGCCUCCUCUGAUGUAGAAAGGAUGAUUCUGGGAAAUAAAUGUGACAUGAAUGACAAGAGACAAGUAUCAAGAGAAAAAGGAGAAAAGCUUGCUAUUGAUUAUGGGAUCAAGUUCCUUGAGACCAGUGCAAAGUCCAGUAUCAAUGUGGAGGAGGCUUUUUUCACACUGGCAAGAGACAUCAUGACAAAACUCAACAGAAAAAUGAAUGAAAGCAUCUCUCCGGGUGGAGGAGGUCCUGUAAAAAUAACUGAGAAGUCUUCUAAGAAAAGCAGCUUUUUCCGUUGUGUGUUGCUUUGAUGAACUUAAGCACAAGAGAGAGACAGACUGUGGCACACCUGAUCUAUCGGCUCCAUGCUUAGCACAGGUGUUGCAAAGGCCUCUUUGGGGAACUCCUGUUUGCUGGAAGUGCUAAAUAUGAGAGCGUUGUCCACAUUGGUUUCUGGAGUGGAAGUUUAUUAGAGAAGGGUGCACUUCAUAUUCCGUCCAUCUGAAACUCAACCAGAAAAAGUGAAAAAAUACUUUUUUGUAUGUCCUUAAAGGAUGUUUCCCUUCAAUAACUUUUUUUGCUUUUUUUUUUUUUGUUUACACUAUACCUCGUUACAGACUAAGCAUUGUUAGUGCAAAUAAGUAUUAUGCCUAUAAGUUGAGUCAUAAGCCAUGGGUGUCACUUUUGGGGGUAAACCUUUGGAUUAUUUUAAUUUGGUGACCAGCAGAGGAUGUAUUUCAAUUUGAGAGUAUCUGUAAAUUUAAUGUGAUAAUCUGCUGAAAGUUAGACAGUGCAUAACAGACAUUGGUAUUAACUUAUUGUUGAAAAUAUGGAGAAAGUAAAAUCAGGGUCCACUUAGUAGGGAGUGUAGCUUGUAACAGGUUUUUUAUUCUUCUGCACAAUAAUGUAUCAGGAAGAUGCAUUUUAUUAGGUAAUAUCAGUCUUUUCUUGGAGAAGUACCAUAUUAUAAAUUGAGUUACACUGGUAUGCGAAACUCUGAACUGGAUCCAUCUCUAUGCUUGGCUUAAUAUGAUACAAGAACAAUCUGAUUUAUAAAUAUAGCUGCAGUGCAAUUCACCCAAAAACUAGAAUGAGCAGUUCAAUUUAUAUUGUGUUUACAUACUAAGUAUUUUGCAGUGUUGUUGAACUGUGCAUUUGCUAGGGAAAUCUUGCUUUAACACAUAGCUUUGUUUUUUUCUGAACUAAUGUUAGGAAAUUGUGUUUCUCUGCUUUUGUAAGUUGACCUGAUGGCCUCAUGCCAUACAUUUGCACCACUGCUGACUAAAUCUUCCAUUGCCUGUACAAUAUAUUACCCAUACCAGGCGGCUACCCUGUUGCUCUCUCUUCAACUCUAGCAUAUACAUAUUUUAGGAAAUAUAGAAAGAAAGGGUUAUCAUAAAACAUGUUGGACUUUAAUCCCUUGGUUUUAUAUUUAUAUUUUUUAGUGAAUUUUAUGUAGUAAUGAGGCAGUUGUAUGGAUGUAGCCCUUUAAAGCUGUGAAAAUAGUGCUUCUUUUUUAGUUUGCCACUUAACUUCAUGUAGAGAAGUUAUUCACUACCACCCACAGAGAAGUACAUUAAAGUAUAUUCAUUAAUUGGAAAGUAUAGGGAAGUAAUUUACUCAGUUGCUUGAACUACACUUUUCUAAUGUUCAGAAUUCACCUGCAGAUGGUUAUAGGGUUAAGUGAACAGUUUGUUACCAUUUGGCUCUGAAGGUUUUCCCUUUAAACAUAUGGUUUAGGUGUUUUCUAUAUUUGUUUUAAUGUAUUUUUUAUGUUAUGUUCUACCACUUGUAGUUGUCUUCAGGGCCAGUCAGCUUUUAUUAUUUCCACUAUAAGCCCAAGACACCUAUUAGAUAUAAUACUGUAUGGAUCUAAUUUCUGUGAGAGUGAGCUUUUAAUGUCAGUUUCUCUGGUGGGCCAUAGGAGGAUCAGUCCAACACUGGUUGUCAUGAAAUGUGAAUGUCCUAAUGUAGGAGCUCUCCCCUCUGCCCUGCGUUAGACAUUACAUUACCUGCAGCAUACAUAUUUGCUCUUGAACAUUGUAUUUGGAAAUUGUCUAUGUCCUUAGUGUAUCAGAAUUGCACAUUAUAUAAAGCCUUAAAAGAGGUGACUAAAUUGAAUGCAGCUGAAAUGUAUAAUGCCAUUGCCAGCAUGCUUUGAUAGCUUUUUUGCUGAAUACAGUAAUCCCACCUUUUGCAUUGUCUUAAAGUAAUUAAUGAGUAUAGACUGGAGAUAAUUCUGCCACUGUAUGUAUUAAUACAUGGUUGGUAUCAGAAAUGACUGCAUGUUGCACUCACAUGUGGCAUAGAUUAUGGGACUGAGGCAGAAUUUUUAGUUCUACUGUAUCCCUUUCCCCAACAUAAAGCCAUUAAAAAUAUUUUUUUGGGGAGAGCAGCAGCUAAUGCACUGUAGUCUGAGAACUUUGUUGUAAAAGAUUCAAUAAUGGGAAUAAAUGUUAAAUCUUGGCACUUUCUACAGAAUAAGCAGAGUUUGUUUUUACCACUGGAUCAAGAUUAGGAAACGGUGUAGGGGGUUAAGAAUGAAUGUAAAUUCCCAGCACCAUUCUGUAAUGGAAUGAAAUGCAUUCAUGUUUAGUCCAUAUGUGGUGAUUCAGCCAGCAGAUUUACAUAUUGUGGUAAGUGCUUCUUGAUGCAACAGAGCUUGCACUGUAUAGAAGUCUCCCAUUCAUGCAUGAUAACAAAGUAUUUAACUUUAUUAUUUUAAUAUUGUUUAUAUAGUGUAUUGUUUUAUUUUAUAACUGUAAGCUAAAAUUGUUUGUUCGGUUUGCUUUUUUUUCUUGUUUGCGAAAAUUCCAAAUUUAAGUUUCGUCAUUGGAAUGAACUUUUUACCACUGCCUGCUUAUUUUUCUUUUUACAAUAGCAGUGGAGCAGUUUUAAAGGGAAAUGGACUUGAAUUUUGAGCCAUCUUUCAUUUUAAGGUUCUUGCAGAUGAGCAGUUAAACCAGUGUAGGCAUGCAGUGGCUAUUUGUGCAUUCCAGCCCAUGUGAGUGCAGGACUUCAUUGAUCUAUGGAUUUAUGGAACUGUACCGAUAGGAGCACGUGUAAACACCAAAUGCAGUUAAUGAAUGUCUAGUUUGAAGUAGUUUAGAGCAAAUUUCAGCUCAAGAUGCAUAGUCAUGCAUUUCAGAGCUGACAGCCACUCCUUGUGCCUGCACCUGGGCCAACACAGUGGCUCUGGUUGCAGACACAGAAGCUGAUUCAAGUGUAGGGGCAGAUUCUCGGCUUGUGAUUAUCCACAGGCUGAGAAUCCUCCACGUGAGCCAUAAGCCUAAGCAUUUACAUGUGCUCCCAUCAGUCAGUUGAGCAGUUAACUCCUGUGUUGCCAUGCAGCAGAACACACCUGAAUGAAGCAUAAAAUGCCAUUUGUAAGAGCCACAGGUGUACUUUCUACCAAUGACUGGCCUGGUGCCUUGAAAAUUAGCUGUAAACAUGCUUUUCUCUUAAAUGUAUAGACGUUUCAAUUCCAAAGAGGCAAAACUGCUGCAUGCCUAAUUUAAAACUGGCCAUACACGCACUGAUGAUAUCGUAUGAAACCUCAUUUCGUACAAUAUUCGGUGCGUGUAUGGCAAGUCGGCGAGGCAACCAAUAACGCAGAAGACUGUGGAAUAUCAGUUGACUCGCCGAUCGGCGGGUUAAAAGAUUUUCAUCAGGCUCCAUUGAAGGCGCCUCAGCAAAAUCUACCUUCAGGGCUGAAUCAGCAGAAGGAGGUAUAAAUCCUAUUGUUUGUACCUCCAUAUUUGACGAAUCAGCCCUGAACGUCUGUGAAGGGUGGAAACGAUAUUUCUGCGACUGAUGGUUGCACGAAAGAUCGAAAAUCGUGUGUGGCAACCUAAAGUUUAAAAGCUUUGAGUUUAUAAUGGACUUAAUUCCUAAUCCUGUCCGUAGAAUGAAAAAUUUUGAUUGCAGACUUUACUAAUUGGGAUUUUUAUUUUUACUUAAACCAAGAUGUCUUAUAGAGGGAAAAUUCAAAUGGCUUUCAAACUUGCUUUUGUGGCUCCAAAGCUGACAGGUUAUUUUUUUAAAAAAAGUAUAUGGUUUUGUUUUUAUUUGCUUUUAAAAUGUCAAUAUUGCACUUUCUGGUUUUGUUUGGUAUUCCCAUAUUCCACAACCAAUGGUGGUGAUGUCAAUUAAUCAUGUAAAUCAGUGUCUUUUUAUUAAAUACAUUUUCUGCGACCUGUGGCCCAGAUUAUUUCUUCAUAUAGUUCCUGUCUAGUUGAUAAAAUAGUAAAUAUGAGAAUAGAAAAUCACCAUUUUGUCUGGCUCUGCUGUUAUAUAAGUAACACCUCAAUCUCAUCUACUCAGCAGUGUAUUAUUGGUAAAUAAAUGAUACUUGUCAAAUGCCAAAGUUAUAUUGGAUUUUUCCUGUCUAUUCAAACCUUUACCUGUAACAACAGAUUUUUCAGGUUACAAUAAAACCUAAUUUUGUUCACAAUAUUUCAAAGCUGCAGUAUAGCUAGAAACAUUUAAUGACCCAAAACUGAAAAAUCACAUAUCGCUCUCUCCACCUUCCAGCUGACCUGUUUCCCAGCAAAGAAGCACAAGUGUAUAGCACAGAUCAUCCACUUCUGUUCCAGAACAAGGCUGUGUUCCUUCUAAGUUUAGUGUGCUCUUUUUCUUCUCUGCCUGACAAGUUUGUCGGAGAAGUCUACACUGUACCUUGUAUUUAUUUGUGUUUAUUGUUAUACUUUGUAUUUAUCUAUUAUCUUAAUAACCCCCUGUUUGUAUUAAUCUAUUCUACUGUACAGCACUGUGUACAUAAGUAGCGCUUUCUAAAUAAAGAUAUACAUACA